GCCGCCGCUCCCGUUGGCCCGCCGCCCAAACCAAGCCGAGCCAACCCCGCCCGUGCUAUUUUCUUCUCCCGGCUUUCGCUGUUGGAUUCCCUAUUCUUGUCCGAUCCACCCCUCCUUUUCCCCUUUUCUGGUUGGCUCCCAUCAUCUCCUGACGUGUCCGCGUCGCUUGCUGGUCGGCCCGCCCGCCCACGACGCCAUCAUCAAGAACCGCCACAGCCCCUCCCCUUCCCCUCCCGCAAAGAUAGAAAUCUUGGGACCUUUUCGAGGUUCCAGAGGAGGAGGAAUCGUUGUGGUGGAGGUUGGGCAUUUGGGUACCAAAAGGGGGGCAAGACGGCGGCGGUAACGGCGGCACCGGUGGCGAUGGCGGCGCCGUCGGGGGGAGGAGCUGGCGGGUGCCUGGAUUGCCUGCAGGAUGUGGUGCGGGCGCUGGCGAUGGGCUCGUGCCUGCCGGCGGAUCAGCGGCCGCUGGACGGGACGGCGCUGCUGGGGAAAGGGGGAGGGUGUAGGAGGAGGGAGGAGGAGGCUCCCGGAAGGAUCGCCGGGAAUGGGGCGGGCAAUGCGGCCUGCCUGUUCACGCGGCAAGGGAAGAAGGGCACCAACCAGGACGCCAUGGUCGCGUGGGAGAACUUCAAUGGGAGAUCAGAUACAGUAUUUUGUGGAGUUUUUGAUGGUCAUGGUCCACAUGGCCAUCUCGUCGCGAGGACAGUAAGAGAUACUCUCCCUUCGAAGCUGUGUGAUUUGAUAUAUCAUGACUAUGGAGAGAGUCCAACCAGCAAUCAAGAUGGAUCGGUUAUCGAGGAGAUUUUAUCUCCAUAUGCAGAUGCAGACAACAAGUCUCCCACAGCAGCUGGACAGAAAGAAGAACAGCGAGAAUUGUUUGACUCAAUGAAAGAGUCAUUCCGAAAAGCUUUUAGAGUUACGGAUAAGGAGCUUAAAUUACAUCGGAAUAUAGAUAGCAUUUGCAGUGGAACUACUGCUGUUACUUUAAUUAAACAGGGCCAGGAUCUUAUUGUGGGGAAUCUAGGUGACUCCAGAGCUGUAUUAGGCACCAGAGAUCAGAAUGGUCGUUUGGUUGCCCAUCAGUUGACAGUCGACCUGAAACCUGAUCAUCCAAGAGAGGCUAGGAGGAUUAAGCGAUGCAAUGGAAGGGUCUUUGCUCAUCAGGAUGAACCAGAUGUUGCUCGCCUUUGGCUUCCUAAUUGCAACUCUCCUGGCCUUGCAAUGGCACGAGCUUUUGGUGAUUUUUGUUUAAAGGAUUUUGGGCUGAUCUGUGUACCUGAGGUCAGCUAUAGGCAAAUCACUGAGAAGGAUGAGUUCAUUGUCCUCGCCACUGAUGGGGUGUGGGAUGUUCUGUCAAACCAGGAGGUGGUGGAUGUUGUUGCUUCAUGCUCUGGCCAUUCUGCCGCAGCUCGUACUGUCGUUGAUUUGGCAAAUCAGACUUGGAAAUUCAAGUACCCAACCUCUAAAACUGAUGAUUGUGCAGCAGUCUGCCUUUUCUUGAACAAGGAUGCUGAGGCAGGUGAGUUGUCAGGGCAUUCUGUUGCUAACAAGGGAACUGGAUCUGGUCCAAGGAUGCCACCCCGAUUAAAGAACCCCAGGUACAAGAGUAAAAAGUUUAUUCCAGAAGACGCUGAAGAUGAAUGUGACUCAAAUAUAAGUGGUGAUGAGAGGUCGUUGGAGGGCUUUACCCGGUUGAACACGCUGUUGGUACUACCUAAGUUUGGUGACACAAGUCCAACGAAGAAAUAAAGCUUGCUGAUGAUAUGCGAGUCUGCAAUCAGCAGGCGCAUUCACUGACGUUCUGGAGACAAGAGCAUUGUCGGCUAUAUUAGCAUGCCUGGUGAGCUCCCGUCAAAAUUGUCGGUCUGCCUUAUCCAGGGAUGAGUAGGGUGGUUGUUUUUGUAAAUCCUAACUCGCGUUUCGUUACAAGUUCUUCGGCAUAAGUUCAGAGUCAACUUUCAUUAUGUUGAGAGUUGGCUUUGCCUUUUUGUAUGGCUGCUGCUGAAGUCAAGUUUAUCUGUCAAACAAUGUAUGGGUUAUGUGGUUUUCUCCUGGACAAAUCCUGCUUAUUCUAUUUAUAUCUUUAAUGUCAUAAAAACAAUUCGAACGUUCUCUUGGAAA
Messenger RNA from Brachypodium distachyon (stiff brome), 2121 nucleotides. RefSeq names its product probable protein phosphatase 2C 75. The coding region runs from base 361 to 1749 and encodes 462 amino acids. The record is from RefSeq and is a predicted model, not a curated record. The transcript is spliced from 5 exons. Gene Ontology annotation, biological process: protein dephosphorylation. Lineage: Eukaryota; Viridiplantae; Streptophyta; Magnoliopsida; Poales; Poaceae. Gene Ontology annotation, molecular function: protein serine/threonine phosphatase activity.